CGAGGUCUAACACGGUUGUCCGACACAGCUCUUCCGGGAGAAACGUGUUUAUUUUUUUUAUAUAUGUAACAGAGUUUACUUAUGUUCCCUCAUGUUUUUAUCUCCAUGCCUGUUAGCCACAACCACUCGUGCACACGCUAGCUCUCGUAUUUUAGCAAGGUCGGUAAGCUAACCUGCUCCACACCAACGCAGUGCCUUCCAUUGGUUGGUUGGUACAUAAACAAAAUUGCAGCAUAACACAACGUGACAAGAGUUUGGUUAAAUCAAACAAUCCUACAACAGCUACCUGCAACCCAGUGCUGUAGAGUCAAGCCACUGUGACCUCUACAACACUUCUAGCUUCAUGGCUAGCAGCUAGCUGGUCACGGAAUUGAUUGGAGACGGGGGCGUGGCUACGAUCACAGGCCCUUGGAAUAAACAACAACCCUUCAGUUAAUUAUUUUCCACUUCUCACCCAACUUAUUGCACUUUGAAGGAAACGACAGAGAUCAUGAUUUGUCAUAUGGCUGUGCGCUCCAACCCAGUGUUACGGAAAAUUAGUCUGGCUGUGUGGAGAGCUUGGAGGUCAUGGGAAUUAAGCCUGCACCUUUCUUCAGUUGGAGCAUCUUCUGGUCCUGGUCCUUGGGACAGAUCUGAACAACUGCCUUCGGUUUGCACCGAAAAGCCUCCUCACACGCCCGUCAUGCUCAAAGAGGUGCUUCAUUUCUUAGACAUCCAACCUGGUCAGGUGGUCCUGGACAUGACAUUUGGAGGUGGUGGUCAUACCAAAGCAAUUCUGAAUAUGGUCCCUGAAGUCACAGUCCUGGCCUUAGACCGAGAUCCUUCAGCGAAUUCUCUGGCCCAGCAGUUAGCCAAGGAACACUCUUCAUCCUGCGGGGAGCAUGAACAUCUGUACCAAGUUUCAUGUGGUCGUGUGACACCAUUGCUUGGCCGAUUCAGCGAGCUCGAGGUCCUGCUGUCUAACAUGAACGUUCAGCCUGGCAGCAUUGACGCUGUCCUGUUGGAUGCCGGCUGCUCCUCAAUGCAAAUGGAUCAAGCAGAGAGAGGCUUCUCACUGAGCAAAGAUGGACCCUUGGAUAUGAGAAUGGAUGGAGAGAGGUACCUCGACAUGCCCUGCGCUGCUGACGUUGUGAAUACCUUAGAUCAACAGGCUCUUGCAUCCAUCCUCACUGCAUAUGGGGAAGAAAGACACGCCAGGAAAAUAGCUUCAGCCAUUGUGAAGGCACGCCGUGUCAACCACAUCACCCGGACACAGCAGCUGGCCAGUGUGGUGGCAGGAUCGUUUCCUGCUGCUGUUGUCUAUGCACGUAAAGAUCGACUCCAUCGACCCGCACACGUGGCCACCAAAACUUUCCAAGCGUUGCGUAUCUUUGUGAACGAUGAGCUGAACGAACUGCUCGCGGGCCUGCGCGCUGCCCAGGCACUGCUGAGACCUGGAGGUCGUCUCUGCACUAUCACCUUUCACUCACUAGAAGACAGACUGGUCAAACGUUUCCUCCAGGGAGAAGAUUUGUCUAACCUAGAUCAGUUUCACUUUGGCCCGAAGAAGCAAAGCACCAGGAGGGAAAAACUGGUGGAGGGAAAUAGAGAUGGAGGAAGUGUUCAUUGGCUUCCGCUGCGGAAGAAAGUGAUCACCCCAGAAAAGGACGAUGUAAAUGAAAAUCCUCGAGGACGCUCUUCUAAACUCAGGGCAGCGCAACGUCUCUCUCAUUUAAUCUGAACGUUUUAGCUUUGUUUUGUUUUUUUACAACCAGAUUUGGUAUGAAGAAAAAAAAACAGUUUAAUCAUGUUACAAAAUAUCUAGCUAGGUCACUUAUUCCAAAGAACACGUGGCAGUUUUUUGUUGGUGAGAAGUCAGUGAAGGUCGUAGUCCUUGAUGCUGCAUUACUGACUUCUAUGAACCUCCCACAUGAUAUGGACACUAGCACCUUCAUCGUCUUCAUUCAGUGAAUCGAGCUGGUUUAUCCUGGACCUUUGGUUCAUGGCGCCUUUUUUCACCUGUAGAUCACCUGAUUUCAUCUGAUCUAGCUCCUUUCACUGAAUGAAGACCAUCGGAUGCAAAUAGGAGCUCUUAAAACUGGUAAAUUAACCUGUGACCGAAGAUUAUUUUCCCAUUUAUAUUACUGUUUCCAAAGUUUAAGAACGGACACAAGUCUUAUCUUCCCAUCACUUUGCUUUAGCAUUGAAAAACCGAGCCCCAACUGUGAAGACAAAAUUAUAAGAAAGCUGGUUAAAAUUUAAGUCAUAAAUAUAAAAUUAGAAAUGAGAUUUAAAAACUUCCUACACAAGUAUGUGACUGUUUUUGUAUUAGUGGCCUUUGGAUUUGCCUUUUGUAUGAAUAAAUAUACAUUUUUGACA
Scophthalmus maximus (turbot) is the source of this 2358-nucleotide messenger RNA. RefSeq names its product methyltransferase like 15 (gene mettl15). Gene Ontology annotation, biological process: rRNA base methylation. The record is from RefSeq and is a predicted model, not a curated record. Bases 491 to 1720 code for a protein of 409 amino acids. Lineage: Eukaryota; Metazoa; Chordata; Actinopteri; Pleuronectiformes; Scophthalmidae. Gene Ontology annotation, molecular function: rRNA (cytosine-N4-)-methyltransferase activity. The transcript has 7 exons.